AGUUACCGAUGCAGGAAGGUGUGUGUUUGUGCUUCACUCAAAACUCUCAGGAGAAAACUUAACGGUUAGGCUGUUAUUUUCUUCUUCUACGGCGUCCUUUAAAAACAAGUGUUUUAGUUUCCUGUUUGUAUCUUAAUUGGAUGCGAGUGUUGAUGUAAAGGGCAGCCCCGGUGUGACCCAGACAUGGCUGAGGCUCCCCCACCGCAGGUACAGCCUGUCGACAUCGACCCGGACUUUGAGCCGCUGUCCCGGCCGCGGUCCUGCACCUGGCCGCUGCCCCGGCCGGAGCUGGUGGACCCCGCCGGGUCCAACACAUCCUCCCCGGCGCCGUCGGUGCAGCAGGACUCGGGAGGAAACGCGGAUUUCAUCUGCAACCUGGGCUUGUUGGAGGAGAACUAUGAAGAAUACACGGAGGAGAAACCUCAUCGCAGCGCCUUCCAUCAACCCCACCACCAUCAUCAUCAUCACCUGCAGCAGCAGCUGCCAGGUCCGCAGCUGCUGCCGCAGCAACAGGUGUCUCCCCCUGCGGUCCCUCCAUUAGGGGCCUCCGGCCAGAGGAAAAUCAGCUCCUCUCGUCGUAACGCCUGGGGUAACAUGUCUUACGCUGACCUCAUCACCAAAGCCAUCGACAGCUCACCUGAGAAGAGGCUGACCCUGUCCCAGAUCUACGACUGGAUGGUCAAGAGUGUGCCCUACUUCAAUGAUAAGGGAGACAGCAACAGCUCUGCGGGCUGGAAGAACUCCAUCAGGCACAACCUGUCCCUGCACAGCCGCUUCGUACGCAUACAGAACGAGGGGACGGGGAAAAGCUCCUGGUGGAUGCUUAACCCUGAGGGAGGAAAGAACGGGAAGUCGCCUCGACGGAGAGCCGUCUCCAUGGACAACAACAAUAAGUUUGCCAAGAGCAGAGGAAGAGCCACAAAGAAGAAGGUGACCUUACAGGAGGCUGCAGAAGGGGAAGGAAGCAGCCCUGGCCCCCAGUAUUCUAACUGGCUGGGAAGCCCAAACUCCCACAACAGCGAGGAUUUCGAAGCUUGGAGCUCCUUCAGAACGCGCACCGGCUCCAACGCCAGCACUCUGAGCGGACGCCGUUCACCGUUCCCAUCUGAGACGGACGACCUGGCGGAGCCCGAGGGACACAUGUUGUUCCCCGCAGCGUCGGCGACCAAGUUGGCCUCCACCCUUCCCAGCCUGUCAGAGGUGUCCGGAUCUUUGGGCCACCACGGCUCAGAGCGGGUCAUGGAGAGUUUGCUGGAUAACCUCCACCUGCUGUCUCCCAAAGCCCCCCUGCUAGGCUCAGACUCUCCACAUCCCUCAAACGCAAGCAGGCUCCAGAGCAGCUCGUACGGCGCCUCUAGCCUGGGCCAGGACUACAGUAAGUCCAUGUACGGCCAGUCGAGGCUGAGCUCGCUCUCCCCGGUUCCAAUGCAGACACUUCCAGAGAACAAGCUCGGCGUUUACGAGAACCAGUACAUCUGUCCAGCCGGGCUCCUUAAAGAGCUGCUGACGGCUGAUGCAGGGACCAAUAGGGACACUGUGCCUUCCAGUGAUACAAGGGCGUCCAACACUGGAGGCGCAACUGGUCUCAUGUCUGCCUACAGCAGCCGCAACCGCAUAGAGGGUCAUCCUGGUGUUAAAAUAACCCCCCCGCAUCAGAAGCACACAGGUCUACAUGUAAACUUGCAGCCUGUACAUAGCCAUGCUGCUGCUCCCGCAAGAGACUUGAACAGCUGUAACAUGAUACCACUAACUAGUCUCUCGGGGGUCCCUCAGCACCUGACCAGCAUGAGGACAUGUAUGCAGCCUCGGCAGGGAUGUCCGCCUCACAGCAAUGACUUUUCAGCUGCCUAUGGCAGCAGCUACAGGGAACUGAGCUCAGUUCACCAUCACGUCCAUCAUCAGGAGCGGCUGCCCAGCGACUUGGACAACAUGCCCAUCGAGAGGCUGGAAUGCGACCUGGAGUCGGUGCUCCACGACACCCUGAUGGACGGCGGCGGGCUGGACUUUAACUUUGACCCGGCAGCAGGACCUCACGGGUUUCCCCAGAGGGUGAAGAACAGCACGCACAGCUGGGUGUCGAGUUAGGAGGCAGAGUUAGCUCCAUCUUGGUUGGUGUUACGCAGGAGAAAUGUGUAAAUACUGAAAUAAUCGUUCCACCUGUAGGAUUAUUCUUAUAAGUAGGUCUAUACAAUGGAAAAUGUUAUCAUAUUUAAAACAAACUGACGUAGAGAUUGAAGCAGUUAUUAGAUAAGAUGAAGGACAGUUAGAAGGAUGUUCCUGCAUUGGCCAAGAAGUGAGACUUACCUACAGAUUUUAUCUCAACAGGUUUAGGUAUUAUUUUUUUUUGUUGCAAAAAACCUAAAGAUAACUUCUUACCUUUUCUCCGCAAACUAAAGGAUUUGUUCUAAAUCUGAGCAACAAUUCAGGGCCCAUACAAAAGUUCAAAGUUUUAUCAAAAGGACUUCUAUCAUCUUGAAUUAAGUCUUUACUGGCUGUGGUUGGUAAAUUAUGUUAUUUCCAAAAAGGUGAAGCAUCUGAAUGUGUUUUCGACCUUUAGCCUAGUCAUAAGCAUACAUUUGGGGAAUUCACCAACAUAUUAAAAUGAAGGGGAAACGGAGUUAAACUGGGUUUGUCCAUAUCUUGGUCAAACUGGGGAGGAUUGAUGGUGUUCAGGUCAGGGUCGUUAGCUUUACACUGUGUCUAGGCAUCAUUCUGCCCAGGGAAGAUGUGAACGUGAAAUGUUUGGGAGCCCAGCAGGUUCUGCUGGUUCAUGUUCUAUUGCUUCUGCCAUCAAACACUUUAGCAUAUUUCCACAAAUGCUCGUAUUUAAAUGUAAGUAAAACUUAAGGGACAGAUCUAUUCAAUCUAUUUCUAUCUACAAAAACUCUUUAAGUUAUAGUCAAAUCUGCCCAGAGCUUCCUGUCAGAACAUCAAAGAAAAAGAAAACAGAAGUUCUAACAAACAAACGGCUUCCUAGAGAGAGCCUUUUUAUUUAGAUAUUCUAUAACUGAUCGUUUUUAGGGUCUGGGAGGGGCUGAAACAAUCAAUCGGAUUAAUUAAGUAUAUAGACUCUAGCUGACAGUGCAACCCCCUCACCCUGUGAAAAACCCUAUUUUUGCAGGGUGAUGACCAGCUAUGUUUUGUUUGUGGUUGUUCAAUCUCACACACACAGCCGCUACUCCAACCUUAAUGCAAAGUAUUAACAAAUCGCUUCAAAAAUGUCCUAUUUUCUAAUGAAUGACACAAACAGCCAAUCAGAAGAACAUUUUACUUUCCGUAUGAAGCUAUUUAUUUUUUUAUUUUUCUCAUUAUGAUGGGAGAUUCCUCCUUUGUACUGUAUUGAUGUGUAACUAUCUGUAUAUAAAGCAUAAAUUGUUGUAAAGUGGCUGUUGAGGACUUCACAAAAACAGAAGGAAUACCACCUUGCAUGUAAUAAGUGUUUUUUUAAGUUGAUUAGGCAACUUUUUUUUUAUGUUCUUGCCUUUAUGCUUUAAAUAAGUGUUGUUGUCUUGUAAAUAAAGCUUAUCUAAAUAGGAGUCCUUAGAUAAACUGUGGAUUUAACAGAAAAGUUGUUUGAGCACAGAUCUGUGUAUUUCCAACAAUUGGACGACUUUUUAAAGAAGAGAGAUUUCAAAAAGGUGAUGGGAUGAAUUUAUUCAUCAAAAUCGAUAAAGAUCAACAUAAAAAACGGAGCAGUGUUGAUUCAGUGUCGCACCAAAUACUCGCUGCAGUAAACCGUAAGAUGAGUGCCUCUCCUCUGUGCCUUCGCUGUCUUAUCUCUUGAACUGUUAUUACGUUUGAGUAACAUUUCACAUUCAAAUCUAAGUGAGUCUUUUCUCUCUUAAUACAAGUGAAUCCUUGAUUUUAUCAGGCAAAAUGAAACAAUUGAAGAAAUAUAAAAAAAAACAUUAUUAGGAGAAAAUGUCAUAUUAUUAUGUAAUUAUUCUACUUUAAGAGCAGAAAUUCUCAUUCUGUUGGCUGGUCAUCUUAAUCUGCUCAAAUUAAGGGUAUAUACAAUUAUCUUAAGAUAUUUUUACUUAUUUUUGGAUCAGUUUUUGCACUGUUUGUCUCACUGAACUGGAAUAUGGCUAAAAUUGUCUCAUUCCUGGAUGUUUACGUAUUUCAGUCCGAACCGUAGUAAUGCAGUUACGAACCGUCGUACCUCGACAUGUUUUACCUCUGAAGUAUUGAAGAGAUUUUACAGCGAUUUUUCCUCAAGCAGUCAGAUUCUGACUUUGCACUUAUCUUUUACCUAUUUUAUCGCAUAAUUACAGGGUUUUCUAUUCUGUAUUUUAAUUCUGAGAUGUAAAUCGUGUUUUAAUAAGAGCAAGGCUUCAUAGAAGUAUUUAUUCUGUUUAGAGGAUUAUAGCCAUCAGCUUUCAAUAAAUAUUGCAUGAUAUAUUAACUUAAAAUGAAAUAAUAAUCAGUAAGAAUGAUCUUUAACCUGCAGUAAAUGACUCAACAAAACUUUGCACAAGAUUUGGUUAGAGCUGUUGCAAACAUCAAGAUAAAGGUUUUGUAAAUGAAUUCAAGAUGUAAUCUUUACUACUUUACUUGGAGGCAGUCAAUGUAAACAUUUUAUCACCAGUAUCUAUGUUCAGAUAUUUUUGAAAGGCUUGUUUAUACCAUUCAAUAAUCAAA
Molecule: messenger RNA, 4641 nt
Organism: Cyprinodon variegatus (sheepshead minnow)
Lineage: Eukaryota; Metazoa; Chordata; Actinopteri; Cyprinodontiformes; Cyprinodontidae
Product: forkhead box protein O1-A-like
Exons: 3
Coding region: 184-2085 (633 amino acids)
Biological process (GO): regulation of transcription by RNA polymerase II
Cellular component (GO): nucleus
Molecular function (GO): RNA polymerase II cis-regulatory region sequence-specific DNA binding; DNA-binding transcription factor activity, RNA polymerase II-specific
Source: RefSeq, a predicted model, not a curated record